AUUACGCCUUUUCCUCAGUGCCUGUAUCAUCUUAAAAUCUCUUCUUCACACAAAUCACAAUUAGCGCCCGCACACACACACUAGCUAUAACGCGGAGAAUGGCUACAGGUGGUGUUGCGUCGGUGGAGGUGGAGAAUAGAGAGUGGUAUGUUGCAAGUUAUGCACCAACGGGUAUUCCCAAUUCUGAGCAUCUUAAGCAACGUACUGUGAGUUUAUCGUUGAGAGAGGAUUCCAUUCCAGAUGGACAUGUGGCAUUCCAAGUCCUCUAUGUCUCCAUUGAUCCAUAUGUACGCACUCAAUUGAGUGGUCUAGAUGAUGGCCUCUCUCUUCCUCAGAUUCCACUUGGCCAGGUGAUAAGAGCAUUAGGAAUGGGGAAGGUAAUUCAAUCUAAGGACACCAAGUUUUCAGAGGGAGAUAUAGUACUUAGCCGUAUUUGCCCUGUUUCAGAAUUUGGAGUUAUGCCCUCAAAUUUACUUCAGAAGAUUACUCCUGCAAUUGGGAUUGCGUUGCCCGAUUAUCUUAGUUGCUUAGGAAUGCCUGGUAUAACUGCGUGGGUGGGCAUAGAAAAGAUAGGAAAUGCUAAAGCGGGAUCGAAUGUGUACAUAUCGGCUGCAGCGGGAGGAGUUGGAAUUAUAGCAGGACAACUAGCCAAAGUAAAAGGGUGUCGAGUUGUUGGAAGUGUUGGUUCAGAUGAUAAGGUGAAGCUAUUGAAAGAAGAAUGUGGCUACGACGAUGCUUUUAAUUACCGUGUAGAGACAGAUUAUGAUGCUGCAUUAACCAAAUAUUUCCCAAAUGGGAUUGACGUUUAUUUUGACAAUGUUGGUGGUAAAAUGCUUGAGGCUGUUCUUAAUCAUGUCAACCACGGAGCUCGUAUUGCACUUUGUGGGAUGAUAUCCGAGUACAACAAGGUUUGGACAGAAAGAGAAGGGGUUCGGAACCUAUUGAACAUGGUG
This is a messenger RNA of Nicotiana tabacum (common tobacco), 953 nucleotides long. RefSeq names its product 2-alkenal reductase (NADP(+)-dependent)-like. Lineage: Eukaryota; Viridiplantae; Streptophyta; Magnoliopsida; Solanales; Solanaceae. Gene Ontology annotation, molecular function: 2-alkenal reductase [NAD(P)H] activity. The record is from RefSeq and is a predicted model, not a curated record.